This is a messenger RNA of Aspergillus welwitschiae, 402 nucleotides long. RefSeq lists its product as uncharacterized. The transcript is spliced from 2 exons. NCBI's taxonomy places the organism in Eukaryota, Fungi, Ascomycota, Eurotiomycetes, Eurotiales, Aspergillaceae. The record is from RefSeq and is a predicted model, not a curated record. The coding region runs from base 1 to 402 and encodes 133 amino acids.
AUGCCCGACCGCUCCUACCGCGUAUACAUGGGUCUUGAAGUGCUGUCUACAUUUUCCCGGCCUGGAGGUGACGCUGACAUUACGGAUCCUGAGAAAGCGCGCGAUGCAGUACUACAGCACUACGCGGAGUGGGCGCCGCACCUCCGUGCGUUCGUCGAAGCAGCAGAAAAUUGCUGGCGUCCAUGGCCGCCGCACCGACUUGACCUUGAUAUUAUCAUAGAUGGACAUCCGAGCUGGACGCGAGUGCCUGAAGUGACGCUGCUAGGUGAUGCGGCGCACCUGGGCGCAACGAAUGGCGAGGGUGUCGAAAUUGCCAUUGGCAACCACCAGGCAGAUGAAGACACAACAGCAGUGGACCGUGCCAUUGUUGCCUAUGAAGCGGACACGCGUGCCCACAGAUGA